AUGUGCCUUCAGGCUCUCCAUGACAGCGCCGUGUCCAACUUAUGUGUGGUACUCCGAUUAAGGGACGAUUUGGUUCGAUGCGUAACUCUGAUAAACCGUAUCUACGGUGUCCUGUUCUUGUGGACCAGUGUGUCUUGUUUUAUUGCCAUUACGUGUAUACUGUAUUUCGAUUUCGUGAUAUAUGGGUUACGCUUCAUUCCCGGCCAACCGUACAUAUUCGAGCAUCUACUAAUGCUGGCGUGGAAAAGCGUUUGCGCGGGUGGGUUGUUUGCAAUGGCUGGAUCGGUUGUGGAACGGAUAACGGACAUUACGCAGGUGACGCAGGAUUGCUGUGUGUAUUCUACUCGUGACCGAUUAUUGGCGAAGACAAUCGACAAAAUGAUGCUACGGUCCCAGUUCCAACGGAUCCGAUUUACCGUGUAUGACUUUUUUACCAUCGACAACCGGCUAAGCUAUAUGCUCCUCAGUUCGGUCGUAACCUAUAUCGUGAUUCUGUCCCAAUUUCGCCUGAUGGAAAUAGAGAAGGAACAAAAAAGCUGA
Molecule: messenger RNA, 540 nt
Organism: Anopheles nili
Lineage: Eukaryota; Metazoa; Arthropoda; Insecta; Diptera; Culicidae
Product: gustatory and pheromone receptor 32a-like
Exons: 3
Coding region: 1-540 (179 amino acids)
Biological process (GO): sensory perception of taste
Cellular component (GO): membrane; dendrite; neuronal cell body
Source: RefSeq, a predicted model, not a curated record